Panicum virgatum (switchgrass) is the source of this 507-nucleotide messenger RNA. RefSeq lists its product as uncharacterized. NCBI's taxonomy places the organism in Eukaryota, Viridiplantae, Streptophyta, Magnoliopsida, Poales, Poaceae. The record is from RefSeq and is a predicted model, not a curated record. Bases 1 to 507 code for a protein of 168 amino acids. The transcript is spliced from 2 exons.
AUGGAUAUUACAUUUGCGCCAUACCACAUCCAGCUAAAAGAUUUAACUGCUAGACCUGCUAGGGAAGUGCUCAUGAUGCAAGGCGGCACAGGAGGAAGUAGCAGCAAUCCAGUGUCAGCUGAUCACGAUGCCAACAACGUGAAGUUCAUAGUGGACUCUGGCGCUUCGGUUCACGCCGCAGGCAACCGGGGCGUCUUCUCUGACAUCACCGCCGUCCUUGAGCUGGAGGGUACGGAGCUUCGCAUGGCCAACGGCUCGACUCUGACCGUAGAAGGGUGUGGCACCGUGCGUCAUGACAACAUCGCGCUGCAUGACGUCAUGUUUGCCCCCGGUCUGGACAUAAACGCCGCCUCUGUGUCGAAGCUCGGCGAACAGGGCUACACCGUGGAGUUCACUCGGACCACGUGCUUCAUCCGGGAUGCCAGCACCGGCGAACUUGUUGGCAAAGGGCACUUGGUCGACGGGCUGUACGAGCUUGAUUUCCUGGAGGCCCCGCGCGCUUACUAA